UAGCGGUCAGCAGCGUUCCAAUUUGGCAUUUGAAUCCACCCAGAAAAUGGAGCUUGCCUAGCCACUGCCCAGGGGAAGUGAGUGAGAGCCCAGAGAGAGAGAGAGAGAGAGAGAGAGAGACCAAGUCUAACAGGAUUAGGCCCAAACUCAUAACGACACAAGACAGAUCCAACUCGGAUACAGAAACAUUCAGAGAUACUUUCGCUCCAGAGACAAUUGCAGAGCAUUUACGUCAGCAAGGGUUACGGCAUUUACGGCAUUUACGGCAUUUGCAGACAUGGACUUUAAGGAAUAUCGCCAGCGGGGCAAGGAGAUGGUCGACUAUAUAGCGGACUAUCUGGAGAAUAUACGAGAGCGUCGCGUCUAUCCGGAUGUCAGUCCGGGCUACAUGCGCCAGCUACUGCCGGAAUCGGCGCCAAUUGAGGGCGAGCCCUGGCCAAAGAUAUUCGACGAUGUGGAGCGCAUUGUCAUGCCGGGAGUGACCCACUGGCAGUCGCCCCACAUGCACGCCUACUUCCCGGCCCUCAACUCGAUGCCCUCGCUGCUGGGCGACAUGCUGGCGGAUGCCAUCAACUGCCUGGGCUUCACCUGGGCCAGCUCCCCGGCCUGCACCGAGCUGGAGAUCAUCGUGAUGAAUUGGCUGGGCAAGAUGAUCAAUUUGCCGGAUGACUUCCUUCACCUGAGCAGCAGCAGCAAGGGCGGCGGUGUGCUCCAGACGACGGCCAGUGAGGCGACGCUGGUCUGCCUGCUGGCCGGACGCACGCGGGCCAUCCAGCGCUUCCAUGAGCGGCAUCCCGGCUAUCAGGAUGCCGAGAUCAACGCCCGCCUGGUGGCCUACUGCUCGGACCAGGCCCACUCCAGCGUGGAGAAAGCAGCGCUGAUUGGACUCGUGCGUAUGCGGUACAUUGAGGCGGACGAGGAGCUCGCGAUGCGCGGCAAACUGUUGCGCGAGGCCAUCGAGGAUGACGUUAAGCAGGGCCUCGUCCCCUUCUGGGUCUGCGCCACCCUCGGCACCACCGGCAGCUGCAGCUUUGACAAUCUGGAGGAGAUCGGGCUGGUCUGCGGGGAGCACAACCUGUGGCUGCACGUGGACGCUGCCUACGCUGGCAGCGCGUUCAUUUGUCCCGAGUUCCGCACCUGGAUGCGCGGCAUUGAGCGGGCGGACUCGAUUGCCUUCAACCCCUCCAAGUGGCUGAUGGUGCACUUCGAUGCCACUGCCCUGUGGGUGCGGGACAGCACCGCGGUGCAUCGCACCUUCAAUGUGGAGCCGCUGUAUCUGCAGCACGAGAACUCGGGCGUCGCCGUGGACUUUAUGCACUGGCAGAUACCGCUGAGUCGCCGCUUCCGCGCCCUCAAGGUGUGGUUCGUGCUGCGCUCGUUCGGCAUCAAGGGCCUGCAGCGCCACAUACGCGAGGGUGUGCGCCUGGCCCAAAAGUUCGAGGCCCUCGUCCUGGCCGACCAUCGCUUUGAGCUGCCAGCCAAGCGGCACCUGGGCCUGGUGGUGUUUCGCAUUCGCGGCGACAAUGAGAUCACGGAGAAGCUGCUCAAGCGACUGAAUCAUCGUGGGAAUCUCCAUUGCAUUCCCUCCUCGCUGAAGGGGCAGUAUGUCAUCCGCUUCACCAUCACCUCGACGCACACGACCCUCGAUGACAUUGUCAAGGACUGGAUGGAGAUACGCCAGGUGGCCUCCAUGGUGCUCGAGGAGAUGAACAUUACCAUCUCGAAUCGCGUGUAUCUGAAGGACACCAAGGAGAAGAGCGAGGCCUUUGGCUCCAGCCUGCUGCUGUCCAACUCUCCCAUGUCGCCCAAAGUGGUCAACGGCUCGUUUGCUGGCAUUUUCGAUGCCGACGAGUUUCUGGCCAAGACCUAUGCUGGCAUUCGCAUAGCGCAUCAGGAAUCACCAUCGAUGCGGCGACGUGUGCGUGGCAUUCUCAUGUCCGGCAAGCAGUUCUCGCUCGACUCACACAUGGAUGUGGUGGUGCAGACCACGCUGGAUGCCACCACCGGCGAGACGAACAGCACCACCAACUCGUAUGGCCGGACAACGGUGCGCGAGGGCACGGCCCAGGGCGGCGGCCAGGCGAGCAUCAGCGAGGACAACGAGGAGUCGGCGGAAGAAACUGAACUGCUGCAACUCUGCCGGAACAGCAGCUCCCCCUCCUGUCCCACGCACCAGUUUCGGCCCAUUUCCCUGUUCCCGAUUCCCCUACCACCUUCCCCUUGCUCCACCUCUUCCACCUCCAGCACAGGCCGCAAUGUCACCGUCUCUGUGGACACUCUCUUCGCGCCCCUCAAUCACGGCGACAUGUACCAUGGCAAGCGGUUCCUGGAGCCCGUCGGCAACCUCUUGGACAACGGCUCCUCCAGCUUCAGCAGCAGCGUCUACCAUCUGCCCACACCCGUUGUCACGCCCACCGAGCAGCACCACCACCAGCUGGAGGACUUUGACUGGCCGGCCAAGACCUUUGGCCAACUCUUGUUGGAGCGCUACGCGAACGCCUCCCAAUCCCCCGGCGACUCCUCGACGGACAGCAGCAGCAGCUGCCUGAGCUAUCCCAGUGCGGAUGGUGGGCAGGCCACGCCCACACCGAGGAGCAGCCUCAAUGAUCUUGCCUCACCGCUUCUCGGCUCAUUUGCAUCGCCCUCGUCCCAGCUGAUGCAAUCGGCCCGCGAAGAGAUGGAAGGAGAAGGAGUGGGAGUGGGAGCGGGAGAUGGAGUAGCAGAUUCCAGCGAUUCGGAUGCGACCAUUUGCUCAGGUGCAUCCUCGCUGGAAUCGCUCUAGCUCUGGCUCUAACUCUAGUUAGUAAUUGUGUCUCUCCCUGUGUGU
Drosophila subobscura is the source of this 2827-nucleotide messenger RNA. It is a transcript of the gene Hdc, whose product is annotated as histidine decarboxylase. Gene Ontology annotation, molecular function: pyridoxal phosphate binding; histidine decarboxylase activity. The record is from RefSeq and is a predicted model, not a curated record. The transcript is spliced from 8 exons. Gene Ontology annotation, biological process: histamine biosynthetic process; L-histidine catabolic process. NCBI's taxonomy places the organism in Eukaryota, Metazoa, Arthropoda, Insecta, Diptera, Drosophilidae. The coding region runs from base 278 to 2782 and encodes 834 amino acids.